Molecule: messenger RNA, 3451 nt
Organism: Ornithodoros turicata
Lineage: Eukaryota; Metazoa; Arthropoda; Arachnida; Ixodida; Argasidae
Exons: 3
Coding region: 109-2790 (893 amino acids)
Biological process (GO): protein processing
Cellular component (GO): plasma membrane
Molecular function (GO): metalloendopeptidase activity
Source: RefSeq, a predicted model, not a curated record
UAUACACGUCAUGCGAUAGUUUGGAGGAAGGAAAACUAAGGAGGGAGCACGACCGUUUCUUUCCGAAUCACAAAAGUGUAGUGGAAGUGACGACAUAUAGUACGCAUCAUGAGGACGUCAUAUCGAUCAGGUGACUGGAGGCAGCCAAUCUGCGGUGAGACUUCGCCACAACUGGGACAAACAAACUGGGGCAGCUGUCGGCGUGGAUGGCGUUUUGUGGCGCUCGGCGAGAUGCUAGAGAGCUGGGAGAGGAGAAUUGUUUGUCCCAGUUGCUUCUCCUCACCCAAACUUCCGGAAUCGUGCAAAAUGACGUCACACUCCCUCCUUAUUUUCCUUCCUCCAUGUGCGAUAGGGAAGGGAAGCGCAAACCGCGAUGAGAUGACACGUACUGGCCGUACUGGCGCCGCAGAGGGCGCUGCAACCACUAGGCGAGUCGGGUCGCGGGAAGCAGAAGCUUACUUGUCAACUCAACGUGAGAAGGAAAACGAACAGCCCAAGAAACUGUUCCGCGACGUGUCUUAUGUUCCGCCCGAAGAAACCCUGGAAGCUAUACGGGAGGGACGUCGUCAAUCAGUAUGGCAACUCAUGAAGAAAGAGGAUACAGUACCUUCGCAAGAGGCUCUUCUGGAGUCGGUUCUUAACCGCAUAACGCCGAAUGUGGAACCGGACGUCAAGGAAAAAGUUCAGCAAAAGAAGACGGUUGUCCAAGGCAGGAGUUCAUCAUCAGGAGGGUCCCCCGCAAUGGCGGCUAGGACAAAAAGUCUCUCGCCUUUCUCCAAGUUCUACGACAGAUAUCUCUCGAGGAAACGUGGUGAUGUUUCUGAGUUAUCCUCCCGGGAAUGGAUCACAGUCUGUGGAGGAAGCAUCAUGCUACUUCCUUUCAUGUUUGCUAUAGCGAUAAUAAUUCUUAAGAUGGGCAGGACUCCCGUAACUCUGGUCGACUGUAACAGCGCAGAGUGCAAGAAUCUAUUCCAGGAGCUCGUCAUGAACGUCAACGACAAUGUGGACCCCUGCGAUGACUUCUAUGCCUUCGUGUGCGGUGCAGACACGAAUGACCUUGUAGCGACCGCGCCUACCUCUUUUAUCCGACGCCUCAACGCGACACUGAUGGCUGCCCCUGAACUGACGUCUUCUGACCAAUACGGUUCCCAUAUAAUGAUCAAGUUCUACAAGGUGUGCUACGCCUUUAUGAGCAACAAAGCAAGCGUUUCCCUCGGUGAUAUGGCGGUGACUGCGAGUGUUUUCCUCGACGUCCAAUUUAUGCUAGACAGCAACAACAUAUCGGACGUCAUGAUGCACUUGGCGAGCGUUUCUCUUUCCAAAGGGAUAUCCACAACGUUCAAACUGGAAGUCCUAAGAAAUGAUACUUACAUAUACGGUCAUUUUCGGACUGAAACUUCUAUACGAGUUAAGAUGGCGAGAACGUUGGUGGACUUGGAUGCGGGUCAGGCGAUGCCCCUUAUGUCCGACGGUGAGCUUGAGACGUACAUGAACCACGUCCUGCAUAGCUUGGGAUUCAAUGACAACGCGUCGGAACUCGUCAAAAUGGACAAGGAUGUCGAGAAAACGCUGAGUACGCCUAUCGCUUCCAGGUACAUCGAGUUCCAAGAGCUUGCUCAACUGGUAGCUCCAUACUCGCCCGAAACACUCCUCAUACUAGCCAAUGGGCUUCUUCCGCGUACGCGUCAAUUGCGUUCUGUCCAUGAAAAGAUCUACGCUGAAGGAAUUGAGCAAGCACUCGCUUUACGGAACCUUACCGAUGAUCAGAGUGUGCGAGGAUGGUCUUUGUACUAUACUCUUCACUUACUCACUGGCGUGCUUCGUUUCUAUAGAGUCCCGAGCACUGAGCCGACCACGAUAGCCAUGGCCUGCCUGGGGAUGACCCGAAAGGUCCUGACGCACACAUGGCCCUACUUGGUGAGCAGGACUCUACAUAGCCCAGCAUCCAAAGUCGUUGAGAUGGGCAGAAGCAUACUGAGCACUAUCACUGCCGCCAACUUGAACCAAUGGAUGGACGGUACAAUGCGUUUCCGGGUCGACUCCAAGCUGAAGAAACUAUCUCUCAUUUCCUACGAAGAAUCCAAGCUAAAAAUCAUGGAAGAUGUCAGCUACUUAAGAUUUAAAGUAGAAGACGACGGUUUUGUGAAGGUGUUUCUGGCUUUGACCAAGUUUGCAACGGGUCUUCUCCAACAAGUCCCUCCUACAGUGAAUACAUACACGCUAAGUUUGCAUCAGCUCACUUCCAACUUGACGUACGACGACGGCAUCAACUCGAUCGUGGUGCCUUCGGCUUACCAGGAGCCACCCUUUAUGUACGCGAGCGACGACAUCGCCUUUUACUUCAACUACGCGACGCUAGGAGCGCUCAUUACACGGGAGGUGAUACACGCAACGAGUUCGUCGUGGUCCGGUGCCGAAAAGUUUGCUGUCUUCAUGGACUGCAUCAAGGAGGUGCAUCGAAGCCUAGGAAUGCACGAUGCCGAAGACGAGGCUGCGUGGAACAGGAGCGCUUUCGCCUUAACUUUCGGAGCUCGCCUGACGUAUGACGUCGUUCGUCAUCUUGUUAAGCAGAGAGGGGAGGACGUAUUUACUAAUAGCUGGCCUAAUGUUGAGAGGGUACUGUUUCUUCGGCUGUGCAUGAUGUCCUGUGGACAAGAAGGGAAGCCCAUCGUGCCCAGAGAACAAUGUCUUCUGCCACUUCACGCAAACCCGGAGUUCAUGCGACAUUACGAGUGCGAGGACAAACCCACUUUCAAAAUGACUCCCUGUAUAUCGUCCAUAUUUACUUAGAAUCCAGACACUGCAAUAAGUUGCCCAAUCCCACUGACAUUGGUCAACGAAUUGUCAACAUGGAACGAAAAAAUCUGAGAGGUCAACCGGACCACCCUGCCUGAUUCUGCCUGAAAUCACACAGUAGCAGGGGCGCUUUUUGUAAUAGUUUGUGUAAUUUUUCGUAUAAGAAUGAAAAUAAGUAAUAAUGCAGUAAAGAAAAUAAUAUAGUGAUAAUUCAGUCAAUACCAGGGAACAUGAAGGACUCCUGUCUUGCGCGCACUCCUCAGUGCUGAUAGCAAAACCGAACGUUGAAACGUCGACCGUUAUGGCGGUCGUUGGAAGCGCACAGCAACAGCCUUAGACAAUGGAAGGAAGUAAUGACGUCAGGCAGCGCGGUCUUUGGUGGACAAGUGCUUCAUUCUUGCAGGGAAAGCUAGGGCAACGGUUGUGGUGUAGGUGCGAUCCCCUCUGGAUUUCGCUUUAAUACAGGAUUUUCGUAAACAGUGACGUCAUUAUUGGUUAAUGUAUUUAAUGAAUAGCAGAAUGGGAUCUUGGGAAGACCUCCUGUCUGGACGACCUUUGGAAUGGCUGACGUCACGACGAAUGACAGCGCAGAGCUCCUGACGGCGAAAUCAACGGGCUGCUACGGAGGACGGGGGCUCCGUGGCUGCAAGAUCAA